Messenger RNA from Cuscuta europaea, 524 nucleotides. Lineage: Eukaryota; Viridiplantae; Streptophyta; Magnoliopsida; Solanales; Convolvulaceae. The record is from the annotation of a GenBank genome assembly.
UUAUUAAUUGCUACAUUUGACUCUAGUUUAAAAAAAUAGGUUGUACACAAAACUAGUUAAUUCACUAGUUAAUUUGCUAUAACUCGAAUUAAUAGUUAGAUAAAUAGUUAAUUACUUUUUUACAAUUUUUUAUUAAUCGCUACAUUUUUUAGAUGGAUCGUCCUAGAUAUUCGGUUGAUAUGGGUAACCUCGAGCGCAACCGAACGAAAGAGCUUGCGAGAAAGAGAUCCCGCAAAGGUAAAUCACAUAUCGGCUCUUCAUCUCAAAGUCGAGAUGAUUUUGAUACGGGUUACGCAAGGAGGGAUGGGGAUGCGAUGACCGACGAACAACUAGAACAAGAAUUGUACCGACAUAAUUCCCGCUUUUUUCAAGACCAGCCGAGGACCAUUGACGAAGAAGAGCUCGAGGACGAGGACGACGAUGUGGAGGAAGUAAUUCUGGAGAGCCACGACGACGAGGAGGAGGGUGGCGGCAGCCAUGACGCCGACCAACCUGUCUCAUCCCAAACAGGUACAAAAAAAAGU